AUGGUUACCGAGAAUCCUGUCAGUCCCACCGAGACUCUCCCUAGAUACGAGCCUGGAAACGAGAGCGAUGUCAGCGGAACAGGAGCACUUGCGAAAUUACUGCCGGAAAAGUGCUCAACAGCUACUGCCGGUAUUCUACACACGUUCGUGUGGACUGAAAACAGCUUCGCGAUCACGAAUGUCAUACUUGCUUCUCUUGGUCCACUCAAGUAUCAUCUAUCCUUUCGUGAUGCCUUCCUAUGUGGCUUUGCUGGUUUGACAAUGGGAUCUUUCUCCGUGGCGUUCAUCUCCACCUUUGCUCCCAAACACAGGCGACGAGCCCUCAACGGCCAUGUAGUAGGCAGAGUACCUGCUAGAAUUCUGGCUUCCCUCAACUGCGCCACAACCCUCGGCGUCCUGAUCGUCGAGCUCAUAGCGGCUGGCCAGAUUUUGUCUGCCAUUGUAGCUCUGGCAGUGUUUCCGACUUCUAUCGCGAUUGUGACGUCCGCUUGUAUCACCGGAGUUGUGUUGAUACUCGGCGUCAAAAAGACAUACCCCAAGUAUGCACUCUGCGCGCAGAUCGUGGCUGUCUUCAUCCUUAGUAGCGUGGCAACAUCUCAACCUGUACAUCCAACAACGGCAGUAUCACUUUCUUUGGUGGGAGCAAAGGAUGAGCUCUCACUUGGUCACCGGAUCUCUUUCUUCAAUCUCUGCCUGGCGAGAGCCAUACUUUACUCACCUUUCGCAACAUCAAUCGGCAAGUACGAUGGGAAGAGCAACAGGAGUGAUCUCAUCUUUCUGCAGACUCUGAUCGGCAUGUUGUUAAGCUUUGCUUUCACCUUCGUCGUCGGUGCUGGCCUGGGUGCAAAAGCGGAUACGAUAGCAACAUGGCGGCAGGCCUACGAAGGAUCGAUAGGUACGCUCAUCGCAGAGGUAUUACAUCCAACGGGCAUGAUGCUCAAGAUCUCCUGUGGUAUAGUGCUGGUGCUUGGUGUCAUGAUAAACAUGAUAAGGUCAAUGUACAGCAUGCUCGCCGACUUGUACGAUCUUUCUUCUCGCCUUGAAUCCGUACCGAUGCCCAUAUAUCCAACGAUGAUCAUGCCGAUAUGUGUCAUGUUCGCUGUACUGGGUCGCAAUCAUCUGGCGGAUAUCAUGAUAUCGGUAUACUCGAUCACUGGAUAUCUUACCAGUAUCUGGUUCGGCGUCCUCCUCACCGAAUACGUCCUGUUCAACAAAUGGAUGGGUUACAACAACAAGUGGCUACUAAAAGAGGACGAGCGACAGUUUCCUCUCGGUUUUGCGUCUUCGGCAACGUUUCUACUGAGCUGUACCGUUGUCGUGCUGUGUAUGACACAGACAUGGUACAUCGGUCCGAUAGGCUUCUUCUUCAAGAGUUCUGGACUAGACCUCGCGAUCUUGGUCGGAUUCACAGCCUCUGUCAUCUUUUAUCUGAUUCUCCGUUAUGUCGAGUUGAGGUUCAUAGAACGACAUCGUUCCAGUGUCGCUGAGGGUUCCAGCUGA
Messenger RNA from Aureobasidium melanogenum CBS 110374, 1500 nucleotides. RefSeq lists its product as uncharacterized. The coding region runs from base 1 to 1500 and encodes 499 amino acids. Gene Ontology annotation, biological process: transmembrane transport. Gene Ontology annotation, molecular function: transmembrane transporter activity. The transcript is spliced from 2 exons. The record is from RefSeq and is a predicted model, not a curated record. Gene Ontology annotation, cellular component: fungal-type vacuole membrane; plasma membrane. NCBI's taxonomy places the organism in Eukaryota, Fungi, Ascomycota, Dothideomycetes, Dothideales, Saccotheciaceae.